CUGUGCUUUAAAACAUCUGUUGGGGGAAAUGAACGAGUAUAAUUACGAAGCCGGAGGUUCCGGGGGAAGGAGGAAGGAUUCGCAAAGCGGCCCGUCGGCUCGCUCUUUACCCCCCUCGCGUGGGUUUUCCUCCCCUGCCCCCCCCCCCAGGUUGCUGGAGCCUCCAACCAACACCGAAAUAGCCAACUACCCCAUUUACAAGAUCCUGUUCUGCGUGCGAGGUCACGACGGGACUCCCGAGAGCGACUGCUUCGCUUUCACAGAAAGCCAUUACAACUCUGAGCUCUUCAGAAUUCACGUCUUCCGAUGCGAGAUCCAGGAAGCGGUGAGCCGGAUCCUGUACAGUUUUGCAACCGCUUUCCGCCGUUCUGCCAAGCAAGUCCCUCUUGCAGCCCCGGUUACUCCCGAGAUGCCGGACAGCGACAUUUUCACCUUUUCGGUCUCGCUGGAAAUCAAGGAGGACGAUGGGAAAGGCUGCUUCAGUGCCGUUCCGAAGGACAAAGACAGGCAGUGCUUCAAGUUACGGCAAGGAAUCGACAAGAAGAUUGUCCUCUACGUGCAACAGACCACGAACAAAGAGCUGGCCAUUGAGAGAUGUUUCGGCCUCCUCCUCAGUCCCGGCAAAGACGUGCAGAGCGGAGACAUGCAUUUGCUGGAUUUGGAGUCCAUGGGGAAAAGCUCGGAUGGGAAAUCGUACAUCAUCACCGGGAGUUGGAACACCAAGUCUCCGCACUUCCAAAUUGUGAACGAGGAGACGCCCAAAGACAAGGUGCUCUUCCUGACCACAGCGGUGGACCUGGUGAUUACGGAAGUGCAGGAGCCCGUCCGCUUCCUCCUGGAGUCCAAAAUCCGCGUCUGUCCCCCGAACGAGCGGCUCUACUGGCCUUUCAGCAAGAGAAGCUCCACGGAAAACUUCUUCCUCAAACUGAAGCAGAUCAAGCAAAAGGACCGCAAGGCCAGCACCGACACCCUCUACGAAGUGGUCUGCCUGGAGAGCGAGUCGCAGAAGGAAAGGAGGAAAACCACAGCCAGUCCCGCCCUCCGGCUCCCCCAGUCCGGCUCCCAAGGCUCCAUCAUCCCCUCCCCGCCCGAGGAUGACGAGGAGGAAGAUAAUGACGAGCCUCUGCUCAGUGGCUCAGGGGACGUCUCCAAAGAGUGUGCGGAGAAGAUCCUGGAGACGUGGGGAGACCUACUUUCCAAGUGGCACUUGAACCUGAGCGUGCGACCCAAAGCCUUGUCUGCCUUGGUGAGGAGCGGCGUCCCCGAAGCUCUCCGUGGAGAAGUGUGGCAGCUUUUGGCAGGUUGUCACAACAACGACUUUCUGGUGGAGAAGUACCGGAUUCUCAUCACAAAGGAGUCUCCCCAGGACAGCGCCAUCACCCGGGACAUCAACCGGACCUUCCCUGCCCACGACUACUUCAAGGACACGGGAGGAGACGGUCAGGACUCACUGUAUAAAAUAUGCAAGGCCUAUUCGGUCUACGACGAAGAAAUCGGCUACUGCCAGGGACAAUCGUUCCUGGCCGCGGUGCUGCUCCUACACAUGCCUGAAGAACAGGCCUUCAGUGUUCUGGUCAAAAUCAUGUUCGACUACGGACUCAGGGAGCUUUUCAAACAGAAUUUUGAGGACCUGCACUGCAAGUUUUAUCAGCUGGAACGCCUCAUGCAGGAGUACAUCCCCGACCUGUACACCCACUUCCUGGAGAUCAGCUUAGAAGCCCACAUGUAUGCCUCCCAGUGGUUCCUCACCCUCUUCACCGCAAAGUUCCCCCUCUACAUGGUCUUCCACAUCAUCGACCUGCUGCUGUGUGAGGGCAUCAGUGUUAUUUUUAACGUUGCCCUUGGAUUGUUAAAAACCACCAGGGACGACUUGCUGCUGACGGACUUUGAGGGGGCUUUGAAGUUUUUCCGCGUGCAGCUGCCCAAGAGGUAUCGGUCGGAGGAGAACGCCAAGAAACUGAUGGAGCUGGCAUGUAGCAUGAAGAUUAGCCAAAAGAAGUUGAAGAAAUACGAGCGGGAAUAUCACACGAUGCGGGAACAGCAAGCCCAACAGGAGGACCCCAUUGAAAGGUUUGAGAGAGAAAACCGGCGCUUGCAGGAAGCCAACAUGAGGCUGGAGCAGGAGAACGACGACCUGGCCCACGAGUUGGUGACCAGCAAGAUCGCCCUGCGGAAGGACCUGGACAACGCGGAGGAAAAAGCCGACGCCUUGAACAAGGAGCUGCUGAUGACCAAGCAGAAGUUGAUAGACGCCGAGGAUGAGAAGAGAAGGCUGGAGGAGGAAUCGGCUCAGGUUGGCGCAGGAUCGGGCCGGAAGGGAGCUGGGGAGCUGAAGGAGAUGUGUCGGAGAGAACUGGACAAGGCCGAGUUGGAGAUCAAGAAAAACAGCUCCAUCAUUGGCGACUACAAGCAGAUCUGCUCCCAGUUGAGUGAGAGGCUGGAGAAGCAGCAGGUAGCCAACAAAGCUGAAAUUGAGAAAAUCCGGCAAAAAAUCGACAACUGUGAACAUUGUCGGGAGUUUUUCAACAAAGAAGGGCGGCUGAAGGUGGUCAGCAUCCCCAGGGAGGGCUCCGACGAAGACACCGACGAGGAGAAGGAGGGGCUGAAGAACCAGUUACGAGAAAUGGAGUUGGAGCUGGCCCAGACCAAGUUGCAACUGGUGGAGGCCGAAUGCAAAAUCCAGGACCUGGAACACGACCUGGGACAGGCGCUAAACGAGGUGCAGGCCUCGCGCAAAACCUGGUUCAACCGAACGCUCAGCUCUAUAAAGACAGUGACCGGCGUCCAGGGGAAAGAGACGUGCUGAAGAGCUGGGCAGCAACUUCGGGGCAGCUCCCGGGGCCUCUCCUGGGAUACCUCCCGCCUUCCAGACCUUGUCUUGACCAGCUGCCCGCAGGAGAGAGGACCAGAUGUACAUAGGACUCCCGAAACACACACCGCGAGGCGGCUGGUUCUCCUCUCCCCCCCCCCUCACAGGCCGGAGACCCAAGCCAGAGACGCCGCUUGGCGCGAGACGCGGGAUCUUCAUACUACUGAUUAUUUAACCGGGGAGGGGGCUGGGGGGGGGAUGUAGCUAUAGACCGAUGCUUUUUUUUUUCCCCUUUCUUUUCCCAGAGAACAAUAAUCCGCUCCAUUCUGCAGUCCGUUGGGAGGCACUAGGUACGAAAAAAGAAAUAUAUUGCCACCCUCUUCCUGACUUAACCGAAUUUACAAACGAGCGCUUUUCUGGUUUUUUUUUUUUACAGUGACAACUUUAAAAAAAAAAAAAGAUUUAAUUUGAGAGGAACAAAAGGACAAAACAAAAAAAAAACCACGACACAGACACCGCCGGACGCUCUUUUAACGAACAGUUCGAGCGCGCGAGCGAAAGG
Crotalus tigris (Tiger rattlesnake) is the source of this 3371-nucleotide messenger RNA. Its product is annotated as rab GTPase-activating protein 1. The transcript is spliced from 22 exons. The record is from RefSeq and is a predicted model, not a curated record. NCBI's taxonomy places the organism in Eukaryota, Metazoa, Chordata, Lepidosauria, Squamata, Viperidae. The coding region runs from base 29 to 2806 and encodes 925 amino acids.